Haliotis rufescens (red abalone) is the source of this 617-nucleotide messenger RNA. Its product is annotated as nematocyst expressed protein 8-like. Bases 17 to 541 code for a protein of 174 amino acids. The transcript has 6 exons. NCBI's taxonomy places the organism in Eukaryota, Metazoa, Mollusca, Gastropoda, Lepetellida, Haliotidae. The record is from RefSeq and is a predicted model, not a curated record.
AGGAGUUAGAUUGUUGAUGGGCCUGUCCCGCCUAUACUACUGCUUGUUGACCAUGCUCACCGUUACUGGUUUCAACGCGGCUGUCUUCUGUGUGGUUCUGAAAGUGUUGGACAGCCACCAAGUCAGUGGCUCAGCUACUCACGACAUCGCGUGUAGCGACAGGCAUGCACGCCUUUGUGCCACGCAUCUCGACCGAGGCCACUGUGAGCAAGACAGGUGGAACAGUUAUUUGAAGAACAUCUGCAAAAAGACUUGCAACUUUUGUGGCAAUGAGGACUGUGUCGACGUUAACAGAGCCCUGUGCGAGGAGAAACAGGAACGUGGCGAGUGUGACCCCUCGCCCUACACCCUCACCAUGUGCAAGAAAACAUGCGGACUCUGUACUGACAAGAAGGGACGGAAAGGUGCGCCUAACAAACCCUCCUGUAAGGACACGAUCUCGAACUGCAAGAAGAUCGCUCAGAUGGGAUUCUGUGACAAGCUGGGCACAAUGAAACAUCAAUGCAAACAAUCUUGCAACAUGUGUGAUGCCAGGGACUGAGUGAACAUUGCCCACGUGAGCUACUUCAUCAACAGCCCUUGUAUAGGCGUCGGAAAUAAAGACCUGUUGAUUCAGA